AAACAGCAGUCAGCCAAGCUGCACCGAGCAGCAGAAGCCCCUGCACGAGCCGUUUCCCACCGCUAGGAUGAAGAAGAGCAGGAGCGUGAUGGCGGUAACCGCAGAUGACAACGGUAAGGACUAUUUUGAGUGUAGCUUGAGUAAAUCCUACAGCUCUUCCAGCUACACCCUUGGAAUUGACCUCUGGAGAGGCCGAAGGUGCUGCUCGGGAAACUUACAGCUGCCACCUUUGUCGCAGAGACAGAGCGAGAGGGCAAGGACCCCUGAGGCGGAUGGCAUUUGCAGGCCAACCACUCUACCGUUGACGACGCUGCCCAGCAUCGCUAUAACAACAGUGAGCCAGGAGUGCUUCGAUGUGGAAAAUGGCCCUUCCCCAGGUCGGAGCCCGCUGGACCCUCAGGCCAGCUCUUCCUCCGGGCUGGUGCUUCACGCCACAUUCCCUGGGCACAGCCAACGCAGGGAGUCCUUCCUCUACCGAUCCGACAGCGACUAUGACUUGUCACCAAAAGCGAUGUCAAGGAACUCAUCGCUUCCAAGCGAGCAGCACGGCGACGACCUGAUUGUCACUCCGUUUGCCCAGGUUCUCGCCAGCUUGCGAAGUGUAAGAAACAACUUCACUCUGCUGACGAACCUCCACGGAGCUCCCAACAAGAGGUCGCCAGCUGCUAGCCAGGCUCCAGUCUCCAGAGUCAGCCUGCAAGCAUUCAUAGGCACACUCUAA
This is a messenger RNA of Alexandromys fortis (reed vole), 721 nucleotides long. RefSeq names its product cAMP-specific 3',5'-cyclic phosphodiesterase 4B-like. Bases 68 to 721 code for a protein of 217 amino acids. The record is from RefSeq and is a predicted model, not a curated record. Lineage: Eukaryota; Metazoa; Chordata; Mammalia; Rodentia; Cricetidae. The transcript is spliced from 7 exons.